AAAGAGUUUAUCCUUCGUGCUUGAUGGACGCAACAUUUAAUUCGCGCUUCUUCUAUAGAACAAAGAAAACCAAAAAGUAAUUUUCAAUCGCAUGUAACUCAUUGUUAUUGAACUCCGUUUGUUUUCCAAUUUGUUUAACCCCGAUUCCGCCGCUCGUUGUGUGUUUUUUGUGACGAAAGCAGUGAAAAUCAAGUGAAACAUCGUAUAUUAUAUGUGGUAUACAAAAGUGCUUCUCUAUUUGGCGCCCAAAAACGGAAGGAUACUCGUGGCUUAAAUCAUCAGCUCUAGAAGGACAUUAACACCAGGAACUGGACCAAUUUUUGACCGAAAUACGAAUAAUCAAGCACAACAAUCAACUCUACUCACCGACCUUUCUAGUCUUCUACAUACCCGUUUACACUCGAAGGACCUUUUGUGCCGACCACUUUUUGGAUCAACAUAUCGCUAGCGAAGAAGCCGAAGGAGAUAGUGCCCUAAACCCGGACCCAUCCCCGAUCCUGCUGCCCCAUCCGCGCCAGGAUCAGUCGUAACCCAGUAGUAAUACCCCCUAAAUCGGUUCGUGCCCUGUGGCAAGAGAAUCCAAGACGGCGCCACUUAAACCACAAGCCUAUAAAAUUGGCCGAAUGUUAUGUUGUGGCUUCUGCUGUGGCAAUAUGUCGAAGCGCGAUUACAAAGUGGCCACCACGGAUGGCAUCGAGCUGGAGCCGUUGGGCGGCGAAAAGUGCGACAAGGAUAAGGACAAGGACAAGGAGAAGCAGACGAAUGGCGUCACUUUUGGUGGCGAAUCGAGCGGCGGACGGCAGACGCGGACCGGAGUGGCCGUCUGCUCACAGCGCCGGGCUCUACUUGUGGCCGGAAUCGUGCUCGGCUCGCUGCUGCUGACGGCCAUCAUCAUCGCCUACGCCGGACCGCAGAACGACUGCUCCUGCGGAUCGAAAACGGUGUCCGGCUACGAAACGGAUGAAGAGAACAACACCCAGCCCUUCAAUCCGAUUGCCACCAACGGGGAGCCCUUUCCCUGGCUGGAGAAGAUGCUGCCCACCAGUGUGCGGCCGCUGCGCUACAUGGUUACCAUCCAUCCCAACCUGACCACACUGGAUGUCAAAGGCCAAGUCACCAUCGAUUUGCACGUGGAGAAGGAGACCAACUUCAUUGUGCUGCACAUCCAGGACCUCAACGUCACCGAGAAGGCCAUCGUGACCCCGGGUCCCAAAGGCUAUGCCCUCAAGAUUGUUAAGGUGCUGGAGUUUCCGCCCCGGCAGCAGCUCUACAUCGAGGUGAAGGAGCGGCUCAAAAAGAAGUCCAAUUACACCCUCAACCUUCGCUGGUACUCCAAGCUCAAUCCGGAGCCAGAGGGCUUCUAUGUCGACCAGUACGAGAGCUCCAAUGGCGUUGAACGAUUAUUAGCUGCCACAGUUUUCCGACCGAAUGGCGCAAGAAGAGCAUUUCCCUGCUUCGAUGAGCCGCACGUUCGAGCACCGUUCCGGAUCUCCGUGUUCCGAGAUCGCUUCCACAUCGGCCUGUCCAACUCCAUAGUGCACACCACCGAGGACGUAGGCUUCUACAUGGGCACAGGACUGCUGCGCGACGACUUCAUAGAGACUCCCCCACUGCCAGCCGAUGCGGUGGCCUGGGUGGUAAGCGACUUCCAGCGCGAAUCCCUGCAGCCCUCGGCGGCAUAUAUACCCACGACACCAGCGCCACCGGGAUCCGGAGUGGGUGGCAAGAAGUCCGCCCAGCUAAACAAUUAUACUCAGCUUAAGGGCAAAAACCCGCCGGUACGAAACAUCACUGCCCUGACUCAUUCAUUGAAUGUGAACCUGACGCCGCGGCAAAACCUGACCGUUGUGCAACCCACGACGACGACAGCGUGGCCAGUGAAUCUCAAUGGGAACGGAAAGCCAACGAAUCUAACAUCACUGUCCCAGUCCACGGUAUCGUCGAUCAAGAGAGCUCCAUCGUACACCUUCUAUGCGCCCAGGGAUCUGCUGAUUCGCUCUUCAUUCAUUCUGCACACUUCUAGGGACGUUCUGGAGUAUUUGCAGACCUGGCUGGAUAUCAGUUAUCCCCUCACGAAAGUGGACUUUGUGGCCUUGCCUUCCCUGGAUCGCAACAUGAUCUCCUCGCUGGGAUUGGUCACUUUGAAAACGUCGUUCUUAACGGAUCCCAGUUCAAUAACCUCGGAGCAAUAUCAGUUCAGUGCACUACGAAUUGCCGAGGCGAUGGUUAGGCAGUUCUUUGGCGGCAUCACUUCGCGAAAGGUGCUCAAGGACGUCUGGUUGUGGGAGGGAUUAAUCCAGUAUUUGGGCAUCCACGCCUUGGCGCCCCUGCAGGAAACCUGGCCCUUGAGAGAAAUGUACCUCCUGAAGAUGGCCACAGCUGCGUUGGAUAUCGACGCCAUCCAGGGAUGGGAUAGCAUCAUGAACGGCACCAGCCACGAUGGCAACAAUGAGGAGUUCUUUGUCCAGAAGACAGCGGCCAUAUUCUCCAUGUUGCACACGGCCAUCGGUGAGGAUCGGUUCCGGGGCUGUCUGGGCUCGUUCCUUAAGGUGAAUCGUUUCCGGACUGCUGAACCCACUGAUCUGUGGACCAUUUGCACCAAGAAAGCCAACGGUUCGAAGAACAUCAAGGACAUGAUGACGCUGUGGACCCACCAGCCGGGCUUUCCCCUCCUCACGGUCACCAAAAUGGGCAACAGCAUUUCCAUCUCGCAGCGACCUUUUCGACCAGCGGAAUUUCUGGCCAUCCAUGACGACUCCUACGAUGGGAAUAACUACAAUAAAACGUCGCUGAAUGCCACUGAUAUGCCCAGCACAGUGGCACCCACAACACAGGGUAGCAAACAUAAGGUGGCGCCGCACAUGAAGUGGAUCUUCCCAGUCACCUAUGUGACAGAUAUCAACAACGUCAGCGAAACCCUCUGGAUGCAGAAUGUAGAUGUAACCUUCAAUGUGCCGGAGAACGUGAAAUGGAUCAAAGUGAACGCCAUACAAAACGGCUAUUACCGAGUGGUCUACAAUGAUGAUAAUUGGGCAAGUCUGAUCGAGGAGUUGGCCGCAAAUCCCAACCGCUUUACCAGCGAGGAUCGCUUGGGUCUGUUGUCGGAUGCCUUUACGCUAUGUCACGCAAAUCUGCUGCCCUGCGAGAUCACCAUGAACAUGAUUCAGUAUCUGCCCAGUGAGACGCACUACGGUCCAAUGGCUUUGGCAUUGAGGCAUUUGGAGAAGUGGCGACGCAUCCUUAAGUACUCGGAGUGCUUCCUAAUGCUUAGCGAGUUCAUUAAGAUGAAGAUAUCCACGGUGAUGGAGAAGGUCGGCUGGUCGGAUGACGGCGAUGUGGCCACCAGGUUACUGCGUCCCGAAGUGCUCUUGGCAUCGGUGCUGUGGGAAGAUAUCGAUAGCAUCACCAAGGCAAAGAACAUGCUUAAUCAGUAUCUAUACUACAACGGCACCGCCAUUCCACCAAAUCUUAGAGAGGUGGUUUACACGGGCUCCAUCCUGUCCGGCGAGUACAUUUACUGGCAGCACUGCUGGGAACGCUUUGUUAACCUGCAGCGCACAUCAGAGACAUUCGUGGAGCGGAUGCAGUUGCUCCGCGCCCUGGGUAGAACCAAGGAUGCUUGGCUGCAGAACCGCCUGUUAUCCCACGUUACAAUGCUGCCCACCGAGGAGGUGGUGCAGGUGCUCAAGGCCAUCGCAGGAACGCCGACGGGCGGUGCUAUGGCCUGUCGCUUCCUUCAGGCCAAGUGGUUCGAGCUGGAGAAGCGCCUGGGUCCUGGAACAAUCAGUUUCGCCAAGGUCAUAUCGGCCAUCACCCAGUACGGGGCCACCAAGUUCGAUUACGAUGAGCUCAAAUCGCUGGUCCAUCGAUUUGGCCGAGGUCAUGGCAUGUCGGUGCUGAACAUGACCUUGAGCAGCGUGGCCUCCAACGUGGAGUGGGUGGCCCGGUCACAGACGUCGCUCUACAAGUGGGUGGAGGGCAACCUGCACUCGCACCGAUAGAGGAGAUGGGGCACACGGAGGUCCUGUCGCAGUUCUCUCUUCACACUCAUUUGUAAUUAUGUUCCUCUAUCAGACACGAAUCUUAAGUGAGCUUUGAUUUCGCCAAGUUAACUAACACAAUGGAUCUAUGUACUCCUUACCAUAUCAUUGCCAGUUCGAUCGAUCUCCUUGGUUUUCUCUGUAGCUAACCUAUGAUUUUAGUACUUAAUGUUAGUCCACUCAACUGUAAAAUACGAUUGCUAUGAUCAAGCAGCUCUUAUAUAUGUGUAUAUCUAUCCAAGUGGAGAAAACCUUUUCUAGCACAUACGAACGUGUAUAUCUACAACUGAACAUAAGGAUAUAUCUAUAUAUGUAUAUUGUAUAUGUAUGUAUAUUUUACAAAACCAAACAAAACCAAAACAUAUUUAGAGCAAUGGAUAAUUGUAGAUUGUAAGCGAAGAACAAAGAACAACAUAUUUUUUCAUAAAAUCUAAAACGUAACAAAAGAAUCCCCAGAAUCGAUCAACUAAAUCGCUUAUGAAUGCAUUCUAGUAACUGUAUAGCACAUGUACAAGUAUGUAUAUUAGUUUUAGUGAGCAUUGCGCUCGUGUGUGUGUCCGUGUAUGUGCGCAUCGAAAUAUCACAGAAAUCUUCCUUUUGCCCAAAGAUAAUGUACUUAAGUACCCAUAUAUGUUUACUCUAUGCUGCCUGGCCAAAACCAGUUAGUAAAUAACCAAGACCAAGUUUUAAAUACCUUUUGAUUUCUAAAUGUAUUUUCAAAAUCAGUGUUAGCUUCCAAUCAGCAAUUUAUAUAAAUUUAGG
Messenger RNA from Drosophila erecta, 4802 nucleotides. Its product is annotated as endoplasmic reticulum aminopeptidase 2. NCBI's taxonomy places the organism in Eukaryota, Metazoa, Arthropoda, Insecta, Diptera, Drosophilidae. Gene Ontology annotation, cellular component: cytoplasm. The record is from RefSeq and is a predicted model, not a curated record. Gene Ontology annotation, biological process: peptide catabolic process; proteolysis. Gene Ontology annotation, molecular function: peptide binding; zinc ion binding; metalloaminopeptidase activity. Bases 624 to 4001 code for a protein of 1125 amino acids. The transcript has 12 exons.